AUGUUCUCCAGCAUGAGGAUAGUUGCCUUUUUGUCUGCGACUAUUCCCUUUGCUGUAGGCGCCGUACCAGGCGCCCCUCUGCUUGAACAUAGAACCCUCUUGCCUGAUCCUGUCUGUCUGCAGAUUGCUGGAGCUAUAUCACCUGCUAGUGAUGUAUAUUAUGUUGGCCAUCCGUUAUACGCCAAGGGUAUAUACCACUGGGCUAGUUCUAGCACUCAAGUGGCAAAGUGCGUGGUUGAACCGGGAACAGCUGCUGACGUUGCUAUCACUCUCGGGAUAUUAGGCAGCACAAGUACCCCAUUUGCAGUGAAAGGGGGAGGCCAUGCAUCAAAUCCAGGUUAUUCUUCGACCGAAGGUGUCAUGAUUGCCAUGUUUCGCUUCUCUGAGGUUACGUACGAUGCGGCAUCACAAACUGCUGUAAUUGGCGCUGGACUAAUUUGGGACGACGUGUAUGCGGCACUGGAACCUUUCAAUGUCAACGUUGUUGGGGGCCGCGUCACAGGUGUUGGUGUAGCUGGUUUCAUUCUAGGAGGAGGCUACUCCUGGAAAACAAAUCAAUACGGAUUGACUAUCGAUACUGUCACUGCAUUUGAACUGGUGAAGCCUAAUGGAAACAUCGUCACUGUAACACAGACAUCCGAUCCAAACCUUUUCUUUGGGCUGAAAGGAGGGUUCAAUAACUUCGGAAUUGUAACUCGCUUUACUCUACAGACCUUCCCUCAAACCCAAGUUUGGGGCGGAUUGAUUACAAUUACCGCACCUUUUAUUCCUCAAGUGGCUGCGGCAACUGCUGCUUUUGGUUCCUCUGUCACUGAUCCAAAGGCUGGAAUUAUCACGACCUAUAACUUCUUGGCCGGUUCACCUGGAAUCUCCCAACUUCUCUUCUAUGAUGGGCCAAACCCUCCGCCUGGAAUCUUCGACGACUUCCUCUCUAUCCCUUUCUUAACUAAAGAUGUGAAAACGAGGAGUUUCAAGUCUCUUGUUCAGUCAUCCCCAGCUAAUGCUACGGCUGGUACUCGUCAUAACUUGCAACCCACCGCAUUCCCACCAGUUCGCUCGUUAGGCCUUUUACCAUUCAACAUCUAUUACGCUUGGGUGUCAUCGAUCUUUGAUGAUGAUUUCCAUGAUGCUGCUAGGCAGAGUGCUGCCACCGUGUACAAUGCUGCAAUAUCUGAGGGGCAAUCCAGUCUUCAAGGUGCUCCUGUCUAUCCAAACUAUGCUAUUUUCGAUACCCCACUUUCGGACAUCUACGGCAACAAUCUUCCUGCCCUUCAAAGCUUGAAAGCCUCAGUUGACCCAAAUAAUGUUAUGGGGCUUGCAGGAGGUUGGAAACUAUGA
Molecule: messenger RNA, 1338 nt
Organism: Psilocybe cubensis
Lineage: Eukaryota; Fungi; Basidiomycota; Agaricomycetes; Agaricales; Agrocybaceae
Product: putative FAD-linked oxidoreductase
Exons: 10
Coding region: 1-1338 (445 amino acids)
Molecular function (GO): FAD binding
Source: RefSeq, a predicted model, not a curated record